Oryza sativa Japonica Group (Japanese rice) is the source of this 5628-nucleotide messenger RNA. Lineage: Eukaryota; Viridiplantae; Streptophyta; Magnoliopsida; Poales; Poaceae. The record is from RefSeq and is a predicted model, not a curated record.
ACCGAGUGGUUUCAGAUCUCGUUUACAUGGAAAGUUGGUUCCUCCUCCAGCCACCAGCUCGAUCCUUUCUUCCUCGUUCUCGCGAUCUGACCUCCCCAUCUCUCCUCACUCGAUUUCCCGGCGGCUAGCGACGCGGGAGGAGGCGCCCGGCCGGCCGGCGAGCACGUGCUGAUAGCGGCCGAGGAGGCGUUGCGGCUGGACGAAGAGCGCCGCGUGCAGCGAAGCGGCAGUCCGGCGAGCAGGAGGUGGAUCUGGACGGCGUCGUCUUCGCCUGAGCCAGCCUCACCACGCGUCGGCCUCCCGAGGCGGGGAGUUCAUCCGCGCGAACGGCCCCGGUAGCGGGGCGAGGCGUUCCGAAUCUGGCGGCAUCCUCGGAGGCACACGGCAACAUCUCGGUCUGCUUGUUCUUCACGCUGCGCCACAAGCUCAACUGCAAUGGCCGCCGCCGCGGCGUCAAGCUCGUCGCCGGAGUUCUCGUAGUAGCCGAGGUGCCUUGCUCCUUCCAUUUCCUCCAUCUCCGUCCUGUCGUUCUCCACUGCUCUAGCUACUAGCUAGCAGGAUAUACUCCACGAAUCGCAGAAAUGGUAUUCAAUGCCUUGUAAUCGUUCAGAAAACUAAAAAAAUAUUCCGCAAUCGCCCACUUCAACCCCAAAUCCCCUGUUUUCCAAUCCCCUUCACCUUUUCGCUUACAAUCCCUAUACCGAACUCCAUGCUAUUUUCUGCUCCACCCAUGUUGAUUGGCACGAUACUGAUUUUCACGGGGAUGCAUUAAGCUACGGUCUAACUUGUGGGAGCUGGAUACUGCUGAAAAGGGGACCAAAUGGAGCUUCAGCAGGAAAGCUCGGAUGCGGGGACUUUGUUCUCGGCGCCAUCAAGGAACCUAUCAUCCUCUUCAUCAGCAUUUGUUUCUGCUAACCAAUCCCCUUUCUUCACGCCACGAUGUCUAUCUGCCCGUGUCUCAGAUCACGCACAUCCUGAGAACAAUAGUUCCUUGAGUGGUACUGUGCUGAAAAUCAGUGAUAUUCUUUCCAGCGACACUCUGUUAAAGCGGGAGCAAUUACCAUCAGCCACUGUGGGGUUAUUGCCAUCGGAUGCUUCUCCUCCUCCUAGUAUUUGCACUUCAAGCAAUUUUGACACUCCAGCAAUUGUCUAUAACAAUCCUAGCUUCAUUUCCACCUUCAGUGACCCAUGUCAAGGCAGUUCAUCAGCAACUAGCACUGGUGUCCGUUCAACUCAGAAGGAGAAGCAUAAGAGACAGUGGGGAUUAUAUCGGAAAUCUUCAUCCUCUCAACCUACGACAUCAGCUACCUCUGUCAACAGACUUCGGAGCUUUGAUGUGUACAUAGGAUUUCAUGGCCGUAAGGCUUCACUACUGAGGUUCACUAAUUGGCUUCGUGCAGAGCUUGAGAUCCAUGGAAUCAGCUGCUUUGCUUCUGACAGGUCUAGAUGCCGGAGUUCUCACAGCCAUGAUACUAUUGAGAGGAUUAUGAAUGCUUCCACAUAUGGAGUUGUCAUCCUUACAAGAAAAUCAUUUGGCAAUCCUUAUACCAUCGAGGAGCUGAGGAACUUCUUUGGCAAGAAAAAUCUGAUCCCUAUAUUCUUUGACUUGGGUGCUGCUGAUUGCCUUGCCAGAGAUAUUAUUGAGAAGAGAGGAGAACUGUGGGAGAGACAUGGCGGCGAGCUUUGGAUGUUAUAUGGUGGAAUGGAACAGGAAUGGAGGGAAUCAGUUGAUGCUCUUUCUCGGGUGUCAGAUGUGCAAUUAGAAGCAAAUGAUGGCAAUUGGAGACAUUGCAUACUUCAAACUAUCAUUGUUUUGGCCACAAAAUUGGGCAGGAGAAGUGUGGUUGAUCGGGUGAAUAGGUGGAGAGGAAGGGUGGAGAAGGAGGAAUUCCCUUUCCCUCGUAAUGCUGAUUUUGUUGGUAGGAAAAAAGAGCUCUCAGAGUUGGAACUCAUUUUAUUUGGAGAUGUCAGCGGAGAUGGGGAAAGAGAGUAUUUUGAGAUCAAGACAAAGCAGAGAAGAAAGGGCCUCGUAAUUGGACGGUCUGUUAACAAUUAUGAGCAAGUAAAUACUGAUGAUGGUAAAGGAAAGGAGCCGGUUUUGUGGAAGGAAACCAAGGAAAACAUUGAGAUGCAGAGACUGGGGAGUCCACCACGACAUGGAAGGCCAUCGAGAACAAAGAAUGAUGGCAGGUAUGGGAGGAAAAGAAGAUGUAGGAAGAUACUCUACGGAAAGGGUAUUGCUUGCAUUUCAGGGGAAUCUGGAAUUGGCAAGACAGACUUGGUUUUGGAGUAUGCAUACAGGUUCUCCCAGAGAUAUAAGAUGGUCUUAUGGGUCAGAGGGGAAAGCAGGUACAUUCGACAAAACUACUUAGCUUUGCGGACUUUUCUGGAAGUAGAUUUAAGUGUUGAUAGUCACUUGCAUGAGAAAGGAAGUGACCGAUGCUUUGAAGAGCAGGAAGAGGAAGCCAUUGCCAAAAUACGGCAAGAGCUGAUGCGGGACAUACCGUUUUUAGUAAUCAUUGAUAAUCUUGAGAGUGAGAAAGACUGGUGGGAUAAGAGAGUCAUAACAGACCUUCUUCCACAUUUUGGUGGAGAGACCCACUUCAUCAUAACAACACGCCUUCCACGUGUGAUGAACUUGGAGCCAAUGAAGCUUUCUUAUUUGUCUGGUGCCGAGGCAAUGUCUUUGAUGAAGGGAGGCGUCAAGGAUUAUCCACUGGUGGAAAUUGAUGCACUAAAGGCCAUUGAAGAAAAGCUUGGAAGACUCACUCUUGGCCUUGGUAUUGUGGGAUCUAUACUCUCAGAGCUUCCAAUCACUCCGAGCAGGCUUCUUGAUACGUUGAGUCGGACACUGCCCAUAAGAGAUUGUUCUUGGAAUGAGAGAGAUGCUAUCAGUUUGAAAAAUCAUGAAAUCCUUGUCCGGCUCCUGGAUGUCUGCCUAUCAAUAUUUGACCAUGCCGAUGGUCCUAGGAGUCUGGCAACCCGGAUGGUUCAAGUGUGUGGUUGGUUUGCACCUUCUGCGGUCCCAAUACAUAUGUUGGCGUUGGCUGCACAUAAAGUCCCAAAGAAGCAUCGGAGGGGUCCAAGGUGGAGGAAGUGGUGGCGAACGCUGACUUGUGGCUUGGCUACAUCUAGGAUGAAGAGAUCUGAAGCUGAAGCAGCUGCAAUGCUGAUGAGGUUUGGAAUUGCCAGAUGCAGCACAAAGCCUGAAUAUGUACAGUUCCAUGAUCUGAUCAGGCUAUAUGCUCGAAAGCGAGGAGGCACACGAAUGGCACAAGCUGUGGUCCAAUCGAUCUACCUCCGAGGCUCAAUUAAACAUUCUUCUGAACAUCUGUGGGCUGCCUGCUUCAUGUUUUUUGGAUUUGGUUCUGAUCCUUUCCUGGUAGAACCGAGGCCAUCAGAGUUGAUUUUCUUUGUGAAGCAGAUCGUCGUGCCACUUGCAAUCAACACAUUCAUCACAUAUUCCCGAUGUAAUGCAGCACUGGAGCUGCUGCGUCUAUGCACUGAGGCAUUGGAGCGGGCAGCUGACUCAAUGCUUUCUCAUGCUGGCAAAUGGAGAGAAACACCAUUGUCCUGUUUCAGGCCAACUCAGUCAGAAGCCCAAUACACCUACCUUUGGCAGGAGCUGGCUCUUCUGAAAGCAUCUGUAUUGGAAACACGGGCCAAGCUGAUGCUUCGAGGUGGACAGUAUGACACUGGAGAUGACCUAAUAAGGAAGGCCAUAUUCAUCCUGACUUCCAUUUGUGGCGAGCACCAUCCUAACACGGUUUCUGCUCGAGAAACCCUCAGUAAACUCACAAGGCUUCUUACAAAUGUUCAGCUUAGUUGAUUCAUAUAGCUUAGGACUUCACCAAUAUAUUCUUUUCAGUGUGGCUUUUCAUAAACACUGUACAAAAUGCCCCAGAUCAUCAAAUAACAAAAGAAAAUUUGUCUACACAAUUUGCACAGGUUUGCUUCUUUGGUUAAAGCACUCUCUUGUUACUUUCACCUUUGUGAUGUGAUCCUAGUCUUAACACGCACAAGGUUUCAGGCAUCUUCCUCUGGUGUUGAUCUUAGUAAUUAAUAACUGGCAAACAUAUACAUUUCUCUCCUUUUCAUUUCUCAUCUUAUUGGUCAUUUUAUUUUGGGAUGUCUUCCCCCUGGCUCAACUGUUCUUUUUAUUAGUCAUUCUAUUAAAAGUAUCAGCUCAGGUAGUUCUGAAGUGACCUAGUCAGAUGCCUGAAUUGUAUAUCUCAAUUGUGUCAAGAUGAAUAAAAAGAGGAAUAUUCUAUCAGGCAAAAGAAACUAGUCGUCUCCAGCAGCCACUGAUCCCUACAGUUUUAGUCUCUAGCUAGAGGUGAUUUCUUCUAUCAUAUAAUUAGAGAUGUUUCACGAUGUUGGAUGGGAGUCUUGCAUUAUGGUAACUGCCAGAUGAAAGUUGGUGAACAAUUAUUUAUUUCUGUCAGCUCCAAAGAUCAUAGUACAAAUUAACAACCAUGUGAUGCUGAUACUUCGAUGUUGAAGUAAGGUAAUGUUCUACAUUGAUUCCCAUUCAAUUUAAUUGUUUGUAGCGAUUUAUUUUUGAUAAAAAGAUACGAGGUAAUAGGCAUUUGCAUUGAGAAACUAAAACUGCAAUUUUGUGCUUAUUAAGGUCUGUGGAAGUGUUGUAUAGCUGUUAUUGGGGUUGAAACUCAACUCAAGCUUGUAACUAUUCUAAUUCUUAUAUACACAAACUCUCCUAUUCAUGGUGCCUCUCAUGCCUAUCAUAGUUAAGGACAAGCAACACUCAUAUUACAGUUCUGGUUGAAAUGCAUGCUUAUUGGUUAUUGCAGAUUCACGAAAUAUUAAAGAAAAACAGUGCUUAGUUCUUGCUGUUGAUUAUGUCUACUAGUGAGGCAUUCAACGAAUGGACCGUGGAGCUGUAGUCAUAGCUUUUGGAGAAUGGAAGUAUAAGUUCUGGUCUCUUCUUGCAGCCUUGCACAGAACCAUAUUUGUGGACACCAAGAUCUGAGGCAACAGCUAUACGCAGAAAACCAUGGUUGAAGUUUCAACCAACUCUAUUUCGUUCUUUAUGGCAAUUUAAUUAAAGUUAUAUGUAAACUUGGUAAGGCUUGAUCAUUGCCCUUUUAGUCUAUGCUUUUUUCUCAAGAUCUUUUAUUACAACUUUGAGUUGCUUGCCCCAUUUUCUAGAAUUUAUACAACUGCUGUGAACUAAUGGUUCUUCAGCAACUGGGUUGACAGAUUUUACAUCAAUUUUUUUGAACGGGAAAACUCAGAGCAGUUCUGGCCUAUUGAUAUGUUAUUUUAUGAUUAUUAAUUCUACCUUUUCUAUUUUUUUUCCAGUGCUUUUUAAUCCUGCCGCCAAUGUUCUGAACAUUACCUUGUUAGCUUCAUGAAGAAACACCUGGAAUUGGAGCCACACUAUUAAGCAAAUUGGAAUGUUUACUUUCACUGGACUCAGCAGUGAUCAAACGACCUCCAUGAGGCAGGAAUGCCUCAUCUACAUGGCAUCUAAUGGGUAAGUCGAUCUACUUCAGGAAUUUUAUGUUGCUAUCAUAAAAACCAUUGGGCGUGUCAAGUUUACGGUUGCACAGUAUAUAAUAUAAAGCGACCUGAGUGAAAUAUGUCAGCGGUCCUUAAAACUUGUAA